This is a messenger RNA of Musca domestica (house fly), 1991 nucleotides long. Its product is annotated as angiotensin-converting enzyme. Gene Ontology annotation, molecular function: metallopeptidase activity; peptidyl-dipeptidase activity. The transcript has 6 exons. Bases 47 to 1885 code for a protein of 612 amino acids. The record is from RefSeq and is a predicted model, not a curated record. Gene Ontology annotation, cellular component: plasma membrane. Gene Ontology annotation, biological process: proteolysis. NCBI's taxonomy places the organism in Eukaryota, Metazoa, Arthropoda, Insecta, Diptera, Muscidae.
AACAGUGACACUUUUGGUGAUUGAGGAGUUGUUUUUUCUUUAUAAAAUGAAAUUUUUCCUAGUGUUGUCGAUCGUUUUCGCCGUGCAGUUAUGCCUGGCGGCGUCCAAUUAUGAACAGAAAGCCAAGCUAUUUGUAACUCAAGCCAGUGCUCGUUAUUUCAAUCUCUACGACAAAAUAUCGGCCGAAACGUAUGCCUCGACAGAAAAUGAAGAUUACGUCACAAUAUUCAACAGAGUAACAACGGCGAAAGCAAUUGCCCAAGAAUUGGUGGAAAUUUCCAAAGAAGCGAGAGAAUUUAAUAUAACUCAAAUACGAGAUCCCGAGUUAAGGGAAGCACUUGAUGAGCUAAGCUAUACUGCUGGACUAUUUGUGUUGGGAGAUAAAUAUUUUGAAUCGACUCUGAUAACAUUAAACGCUCUUAAGAGUCUUUCAACGGAUAAAGAUAUUAGACCCUAUGGGGCAGGGAGCAUGGUGAUGACAGGUGAUUCCAGUCACCUGGCAUACGAUCCAGAUAUUGAAAGGAUUUUUGAAACUUCAAGCGAUAGCAAGGAAUUGAAAUAUUAUUGGGAGACGUGGCGCAAACGUAAUUCCAUAUGGGCCAAAAUAAAUUGUGUUAUUGUCCUGCAUGCCAUUGGCGCGGCAGCAAAGCUGUUGGAUCUUCCAGUUAUGGAUUUUUAUUACAACAACUAUAGAAAUGUGGAUAUCAUGCAAGAAAUGGACAAAGUUAUGGAAGAGUUGAAGCCAACCUAUUUGCAGCUGCAUGCAUUUGUGCGUUGGCAAUUAAAUAAGAAAUAUAGCCAUGAUAUGUCUGAUGUAAAUGGUCCCAUACCUGAACAUUUAUUCCAUCAAGUUUUGGCUCAAGCCUGGAAGGGCAACAGUAUUAUUGAAGAAUAUUUUCCAUACAAUGAUUUACCAUCAUACAAUGAUCUUGUAAAGGGUUUCAAUGGCCGAGAUCUCCUAAAUAAGGCUGAAGAGUUUUAUAAAUCCCUAGGAUUUUCUCCAUUGGAAGACGACUUCAUAAAAUCGAGGCUUCAUGAAAUUAAUGCCAGUGAUGGCGAUGAUUCCGAGUGUCAUAGCCAUAUUUUCGAUUUAACACCCAAAGUUCGUAUGCGCUAUUGCAAAAAAGUAGAUUUUAAGAAAUUCAUGCAAAUGCAUGGUCAUGUGGGUCGACUGCACUAUGCCAUGGAAAAGAAAUCGUUGCCAUCAUAUUUCUUUGAUUCCUAUGGCCUGGAAUAUGCAGUGGGUGAGGCCAUUAUUCUCUCCGCAAGUUCUCCCAAACAUCUACAGACUAUGGGAAUAUCAAGUGAUUACAAAUUUACUGAGAAGGCACAAAUGAACCGUCUCUUCCGCAUGGCUAUCCACACAAUUUUGAAUGUUCCGGUAUAUUAUAUUCACAUACGAAUUAUGAAUGAAUUUCUCAAGAACAAUUUGUCGAUGGAGGGUGCUAAUCGUCUCUAUUGGAAGUUGAUGCAAGAUUAUGUCGGAGUUGAACCACCCCUCGACCGUGAUGAAGAUGUCAUAGAUUUCCACUAUAAAUUCUACUAUGAAAUGGAGACAAACCAUCAGACCAAAAAAUUUAUGUCCGAAAUUUUAGGUUAUCAAUUCUAUGCAGCGCUGUGCCAGAGGGCAAAUCAGCCGGAACCCCUAAGCAAUUGUGAGUUUUAUGGUAACAAAUCGGUCGGUGAUGUUAUCAGAUCGAUGAUGUCUAUGGGAUCCACUAAACCUUGGCACGACGUCAUAUCUGUAAUUUCGAAACAGAAAUCUCCCUUAAGUUCUGCUGCCCUAUUGGAAUACUACAAACCCGUUAUAGCUUGGCUUAAAAACUUCAACAAUAACAAUCACAUUAAAACUGGUUGGAAUGAGACAAGACGAAAAGUUCUAUAAGCCCUUGGGCGGAGCUGAAGAUCCAAGCGAAAUAAUAAAACUAGACAGUAAUUAACAUUUUAAUGUCAAUAGCAAAAAAUAAAAAUGUUUUUUUUUUAUUGAAAAU